AUGGCCAGACCGCCUGAGAAUGAAGAUGGAGCGGUAACGUUAAUCUCCUCCGCGGCUCUCAGAGAUGGAGACACCGAGGUGGACUCUGGGGAAGGAGAUGUCCUCUGUCUGGAAGAAAUUUUAACCCUCUACGGUCAGCCGAUAAAUGAAGAACAAGCGUGGGCAGUUUGUUAUCAGUGUUGCCAGUUUCUGAGCCAGAUUAAACGCAGGAGACGGAAUUCCCAAUCCCAAUCUCAGGGUCUGGAUGUAGCCAAGAGGAUUGAAGGACCAGGCGAUGUAUGGAUCUGUAAAGACGGGACGGUUAAAGUACACCACAGAGGCAGCUCAGAUAAAUACACAUCGCAUAAUUCCUCCACAGAGGUGAUCGAGUCUCUGGCCAUUAUGAUUUACAAAGCUUUGGACUAUGGGCUGAAGGAGAACGAAGAGCGGGAGCUCAGUCCUCCCCUCGAGCAGCUCAUCGACCUCAUGACCAACAUGGGCGACACAGAGGUAGACACCUGCCCCGAUGAGGGCUACGAAGCCACCGAGGAGGAGGACGAGGGAGAGGAAGAGCAGACGGAUGUCUCGAGCAUACGAGGUUACCGAGACAUCAUUACGCUGUGCACAUCCCACCUCCCGAGUCCAUCAGACGCUCCCAACCACUACCAGGCUGUGUGCCGAGCGCUGUACGCCGAGACCAAGGAACUCCGGACCUUCCUGGAAAAGAUCAAGAAUGCCAGAGAGAAUUUGCGGCGCAUGGAGGGAAAAACUCCCGAGGAACCUGUCGAAGACCUGAACGAGCUGCAGAAUGACGACUGGGCUUGUUUCUGGGUGCAAGUGAUGAGGGACCUGAGAAACGGUGUGAAGCUGAAGAAGGUGCAAGAGCGCCAAUACAACCCACUGCCCAUCGAGUACCAACUCACUCCCUACGAAAUGCUCAUGGAUGACAUUCGCUCAAAGCGCUACAAGCUCCGCAAAGUCAUGGUGAAUGGCGACAUUCCUCCAAGGUUAAAGAAGAGUGCACAUGAGGUCAUACUGGAGUUUAUACGUUCCAGACCUCCUCUGAAUCCAGUCGCAGCACGUAAGCUGAAGCCUCAUCCUCAAAGACCCCCGAGCCUCCAUGAGCGAAUCCUAGAGGAGAUCAAAGCCGAGAGGAAGCUGAGGCCUGUUUCUCCUGACAUGAUCCGCAGGAACCGGCUCGGCGCAGGCAAAAGCAUCAGCACUCCCCAGGACUUGUUCCGAUGCUCAGACACCCCGGGUACACCCAGGAAGAAGAUUGCGGUCAGCACACUGGCAUUGGCCGAUGACACGCCGCCUUCUCCGAACCCUGCUAAUGGAGCACAGCCACUCUCACAAAGGAAGAAAUUGCUCAAGGCACCAACACUGGCUGAGCUAGAAAGCUCCGACUCUGAAGAGGAGUCUAGCACACACAGAUCAAUCAGCAGCUCCAGCAUAACCACUUCCGUGGUGGACGGCACGUCUCCAGAUUCUGUCAAGGGCAAAAAGACCCCUCCCCGGUUCCUCCCCAUAUCGUCCACGCCUCAGCCUGACCGCCACAUGGCUCCUCACCGGAGGCACUCCAUUGAGAAGGAGACCCCGACCAGCGUUCGUCCAUUCAUACCUCCUUCUCGCCAGAGCUCCAGAUCUCUGCCACCACCGGAGAAGAAGGAGGAAUUUUGCUACCCGGUGGAGUGUCUGAGUCUGACUGUAGAGGAAGUGAUGCAUAUCAGACAGGUUCUGGUCAAAGCUGAGCUUGAGAAGUUUCAACAGUACAAAGAGGUCUACAAUGCCCUGAAGAAAGGAAAGCUUUGCUUUUCUUGUCGGACAAAGAAGUUCUCCAUAUUCUCCUGGUCGUACACCUGUCAGUUCUGCAAGAGACCUGUGUGUUCACAGUGUUGUAAGAAGAUGAGGCUGCCCUCCAAACCUUAUGCCAACCUGCCCAUUUACUCUCUCGGACCCACCACCCUGCCCAAGAAGGAAGCUGGAGUCACAGCCCAAGUGGAGAAGCCCUCAUCCAACCAGCACAACAGCCAAAAACCCUCCACAUCCAGACUGUCUAAGUACGGGGAGUACACCACCUCUAAAGAUGAAGUGGAGUUGCCAAAGGAGAUGACCGAGGACUGGAGCACCAUGGAGGUAUGCGUGGACUGCAAGAAGUUCAUCCACGACAUCAUCUGCUCCAGCAAACGCAGCUUAUCCGUGGCUAGCACACGAUCCCGUCUGAAGCGCAAAACCCAGUCCUUCUACAGGUCUCCCUCCAGAUCCCGCGAUUUUCGUCCCUCAGAACGGACCAUCAACGAAGUGUAGGAGGAAGCUCUGACUUUGUGGCGGCCAUGUUAGCCAAUACUUUUCACUUAACAAGAUGGUGGAGACUCUGUGGACUGGUGCAGCCAUUUAUUCAUGCUGUUUAGUCUUGGAGAAUGACUGACUGUGUUACUUGGGACAGUCUAAGAUGCUGAUCAGGUGUUAAGAUGGGACUUGUGUAUGACGGCGGUCAAAACAGUAUCUUAAGUAAUAUCUGUAGUUUAUCUUCAGUGCAAAACGUAGCAGGAAGAAUGAGCUCCAGUGCUUUCCUGCUGUCCUAUAUGUCAUCCUGUGGCUCUGGGGAUCAUUUUUCUGUCCCUGUUAAUGAAUGUCUAAACAAAGUGUUGGCAUUUCUAAUGGUUUGGCCCAGCUAUCCAGUUCAUCCUGUCUAUUUAGUCUGAUUUCAUCAUGGAGAAUGUCUUCCACGUCUAGGAUGAAGACUAGAUGGUGUGAUGGCUACUGUAUUACCAAAUCAAAAGGAAUAUAAUCAAAAGAUUGAUCGUUUCUUAGUUUCCUUUUCCAAAGGUGGCUGAAAGAAUGAUUUCUGUCCUUCCUUAACUGCACCAGCCCUGCCCCCCCCCUGUCUCAGGAAAAGGAAAAUGUGAAGUUAAAUUAUGGCAGUGUAGCUUACCAAAGGCUUCAUAGCCCCUUUUUACCAGCUUUUUUUCAUAUUCAUAUUCCAGUUGUGCAUGUGUGGGAGAAAAAGGUACAGAAUGAGACCUGAAUGUAUAUUUUUAUUAGAGAGAGAACCAUACAGUGGUAUGUAAAUAGUAUGCUUAAGGUUCAGUCCAGACAUGUAAAUAAUGUUUAUUUCCCUGACUCAGGAAUAAAUGAAGUAGAUAGACAGACAGACAGGCAGACAGACCUGGGUCUCAGUAGUCUGCCCUCCUUUGCCCAUUUACUGACCAAAUGCUUUUCUCCUCAUUUGGUGUUUGUUUAAACUGCUGCUUUGUUAGUCAAACAGUUUGAUAACUGCAAAAAAAAAAAAAAUCUUUCAGGAUAUCUAUUUUUUACUUUGGUUUAAUUAUGGUGUUAAAGACUUUAGUAAAAACAAAAAAGUGAGCAAAUUCAUUUCCCAUCCUCAGCUUCUUAACAUUUUCUAGGGAUUUGGAUGAAGCUUCUUAAGGAAGAGCUUGCUUGUGCCAAAAUAACUCUCUACAAUCUGAACUUUGUGUUUUGGACCUGCUGUACAGAGUAAAUAUCAUAUGCUGAAGCUGUGAUCAUGCAAUAGGAGAUACAUUUAGCAAUCUGAUCUAUCGAAUAUAUUAUCUUGUAAUCUCUCAUACCUUUGUUAAUAUAGUUUUAAAAUAAUAUUAAUUUAAUUAAUAUAAUUGUUGUAAUUAUUUUCAUGGUCAAAUAAUUGUGCCAUGUGUUCACAGAAUGCACUUUCACAUCACAGCAAAUGCUGUUUGUUGUAUUCCUUUUUUUUUUUUUUUCUUUUUUUUUUUUUUUUUUUUUAAAUAAAUAAACCUUACCAUGUUACUUUUCCAAACUCGUUCAGUCACUCAGCUUGGUGUGAAGCUGUUCGGUCAGGCGUGAGCAGCUUAAAAAGUUAGCCUUUAGGUAUUUUCCUUUCCCUUUCAUCCCUUAAACAUGCAUGCAGAACAAAAACUGCACCAGUCACAUGUUCUGUUGGCUGAACGGUGUACGGACGUUCCAGACUGUCGGUUCAUUCACUGUAUUGCCUCUCUGUAAAAGAUGAACAACGUGCAUGUAAAAACUAUGGUCCUCAACUGAAAAAAAAGUGACUCGGAUGAUGAUACCGUAAUAAACAUAUUUCAUGUA
Messenger RNA from Ictalurus furcatus (blue catfish), 4068 nucleotides. RefSeq names its product spire-type actin nucleation factor 1a (gene spire1a). The record is from RefSeq and is a predicted model, not a curated record. Gene Ontology annotation, biological process: cleavage furrow formation; intracellular transport; establishment of meiotic spindle localization. NCBI's taxonomy places the organism in Eukaryota, Metazoa, Chordata, Actinopteri, Siluriformes, Ictaluridae. The transcript has 18 exons. The coding region runs from base 1 to 2286 and encodes 761 amino acids. Gene Ontology annotation, molecular function: actin binding. Gene Ontology annotation, cellular component: cell cortex; cytoplasmic vesicle membrane.